Messenger RNA from Panthera uncia (snow leopard), 3941 nucleotides. RefSeq names its product HSPB1 associated protein 1 (gene HSPBAP1). NCBI's taxonomy places the organism in Eukaryota, Metazoa, Chordata, Mammalia, Carnivora, Felidae. The transcript has 7 exons. Gene Ontology annotation, molecular function: 2-oxoglutarate-dependent dioxygenase activity. Bases 171 to 1073 code for a protein of 300 amino acids. The record is from RefSeq and is a predicted model, not a curated record.
GGCCCCGCCCAGCGCACGUCACGUGACUGCUGCGUGAGGGGUGCUUCCGGGAAGAGUCCUGCAGCUGCUACGGCGACUGCUUCCCGUCGUGCGACCCCAGAACCUGGGUCUUGGCCCUCCUUAGAACCCACUCCACUCCGCUCCGGUUUGGGGUUGGGGCGAAGCUAGCCAUGGCAGCAGGCCCGCGGGCGACCGCUGACACGGCCCCUGCAGCUGGAGCUGGAGAGGUGGAAGGUGAACAUAUCAAACCUUUUACACCAGAGAAAGCAAAAGAAAUUAUAAUGUCUUUACAACAACCUGCAAUCUUCUGUAACAUGGCUGUUGAUUGGCCAGCACAACACUGGACUGCUGAACACCUUUCUGAGGUCCUUCAUGGCAAGCAGAUACGAUUCAGGAUGGGAAUGAAAAGAACAGAUACAGCUCCUCAGUUUGAAACUACAUGUGGUUAUGUAGAAGCUACACUUGAAGAGUUUCUGACCUGGAACUGUGACCAGUCUCCUCUUUCCGGACCUUUUAGAGAUUAUGAUCAUUCCAAAUUCUGGGCUUAUGCUGACUAUAAAUAUUUUGUCAGCCUAUUUGAUGACAAGACAGAUAUUUUCGAGGGCGUGAUAUGGUCUGACUUUGGGUUUCCUGGAAGAAAUGGACGGGAAAGUACAUUGUGGAUUGGCUCUAUGGGGGCCCAUACUCCCUGUCAUCUGGACUCCUAUGGUUGCAAUUUAGUAUUCCAGGUACAAGGAAGGAAAAGAUGGCAUCUCUUUCCACCUGAAGAUACUCCUUUCCUUUAUCCGACUAGAAUCCCUUAUGAAGAAUCUAGUGUGUUCAGUAAAAUCAAUGUUGUCAAUCCUGAUUUAAAACGUUUUCCUCGGUUCUGCAAAGCUCGAAGACAUAUGGUUACCCUGAAUCCAGGACAGGUUCUGUUUGUUCCCAGACACUGGUGGCAUUACGUAGAAUCCAUCGAUCCCGUCACUGUCAGUAUAAACUCAUGGAUUGAGCUGGUUUAUUCCUGGGCAUUUUAUCUUUUUUUGGCUGCUAUGGUAAGUGAGGUGGGUCUUCUCUUCCAUUAUAUCAUUUGAGUGGAUGUUGUUGGUGUAUAUGAAGACUAUUGAUUUUUGUGUUAAUUUGAAUUAUUUUCUUGUGUGUAGUGAUUUUUUUAUUGACUUUCUUGGGUUUUAAGGUAUCUCUCAGAUUAUCUGAAAAUUAAGAUACUUUUACCUGUUCCUUUCCAAUUUGUUUUCCUGUAGUUAUUUUCCUUUGUCCAAUCACAUUGGCUAGUACUUCCAAAUCAAUAAUACAAAAUAAUGGAGAUAGGGGGCAUCCUUGUCUUUUUCUGAUUUUAGAGAGAAUUCUCUAGUGAUUUUUCUUGAAGUAAAAUGCUGGAUUUGUGGGUGAGUUGUGUGUGUGUGUGUGUGUGUGUGUGUAUAUAUAUAUAUAUAUAUAUAUAUUAAGUAUCUGUCAAUUCAUUACUUAUUUUGUUGGGGUUUUUUUAAUUCAGGAAAGGUGUUAAACUUUGUAGAAUGCCUUUUAAGCAUCGAUGGAAAUGAUCAAAUAAGACUCCUCUUUAGUAAAUAUCUGGUAUUUGAGUAAAUUAAAUCAAUGGAUUUUCUAGUAUGGGCCAUCAAUUUCUGGAACAAAUCCAUACUUGGUUGUGAUGUAUUCUUUCUUAACGUACUAUAUAGAAUACCAUUUGUUCCUGUUUUAUUUAGAUUUGAGUUCACCUGGCCCCAAGAUUUUAAAAGCCUUCACUAUGGUCUUUUUAGAAGUUUGUUAUAUACUGUCUGUUCAGCUGUCUCUCUUAGAAGUUUUCAAAGGAUUGGUGUCAUUGAGUAUACAAGUUACGCUGACUUAAAGUAGAUGAUUUCUGUCCUUCACCAAGCCAGAAAUGUAGUUCCUUCUAUAACUUCUAUAUACUUCACAGUUCAUUCAUUCUUCCUUGAAAAACUGGAAUGCAGAUUAGGAGCUGAGUAAUUAUUAUCUUCCUCUGUCAUGUGUUGCUUUUAUCCUUAUCUCUUCAAGCACUGAACCAUAGUUUUUUCACGUUGCCAAAUUUGACUCCAAAAACCCUUAGGUUUUAAAACGUAAAAUAUUCGGUAACUCAGGCAAACUCCUGACUCUGGUAUUCUUGUCACAAGUCACAUAGAUUUGGGGAAAAAAGUAGAAAUUUUAGUUCUGUUCAGGUGGUACAAUAUUCAUCUGUUCUUUGUUUCUCUGUUAAAGUGGUGCAGAUUCUAUUUUAAUAUUUUCCAAAGGAUAAAGUAUAUUCUCAAUUCUUCUCAAUUGUGCCUUUUUAAAAUCUGUUUCUUUUAGUAUUCCUCCUUAUUCUUUUAGUAUUGAAAUAUAUUUACUUUAUUAAUAUUUUCCCCCAAACUUUAAAGAAUAUUUUUGUUAAUUUUUUAACAACUUUCCUCUUGCUCUAAUAAUUUUUCCAUUUUUGUGUCUUUUGUGUUACAUUAUUUUAUACAUGUAAAAUAAUAUAUAUGUAACAUAUUUGUAAUGGUGUAAUUUCGCUCAUCCCCCCCCACUCCUCUCCUUUCUGGAUGAAGGGUAGGGGGAGGUACAGCCUUCCAGUUAUGGAAUGAAUGAGUCACGGGGAUGAAAGGUACAGCAUAGGGAAUAGAGUCAGUGGAAUUGUAGGAAUGUUGUAUGGUGACAGAUGGUGACUACACUCGUGGUGAGCAUAGCAGUGUAUAAGUUGUUGAGUCACUAUGUUGUACACCUGAAAUGAAUGUAACAUUGUGUGUCAGUUAUACCUCAAUUAAAAAAAUUUCUUGGAGGUUUUUGAGAGCUUCGAGGAGGUUUACUUCUUUUACUAGUUUUGGUAGCUUUAAAAAAGUGCAGCUUUUUAAAAGCCCAUUAAGAAGCAAAUGGACUAGAAUAGAACUAUUUUAGGAUCCCAAAUAAGUGCAUUUGAAUACUCUGUGGAAAAACAAUAAAGCGUGAAGUUCAGAAAUUUUAAGUAUAUUCAGGAAUUGUGCGAUCAAUUAUGGAAAGAGCCUAAAUGUCCAUCAACUGAUGAAUGGAUAAAGAAAUUGUGGUUUAUAUACACAAUGGAGUACUAUGUGGCAAUGAGAAAGAAUGAAAUAUGGCCCUUUGUAGAAACGUGGACGGAACUGGAGAGUGUUAUGCUAAGUGAAAUAAGCCAUACAGAGAAAGACAGAUAACAUAUGUUUUCACUCUUAUGUGGAUCCUGAGAAACUUAACAGGAACCCAUGGGGGAGGGGAAGGAAAAAAAAAAAGAGGUUAGAGUGGGAGAGAGCCAAAGCAUAAGAGACUCUUAAAAAAUGAGAACAGGGGCGCCUGGGUGGCGCAGUUGGUUAAGCGUCCGACUUCAGCCAGGUCACGAUCUCGCAUUCCGUGAGUUCGAGCCCCGCGUCAGGCUCUGGGCUGAUGGCUCGGAGCCUGGAGCCUGUUUCCGAUUCUGUGUCUCCCUCUCUCUCUCUGCCCCUCCCCCGUUCAUGCUCUGUCUCUCUGUCCCAAAAAUAAAUAAAAAACGUUGAAAAAAAAAAUUUUUUUUAAAAAUGAGAACAAACUGAGGGCUGAUGGGUGGGAGGGAGGGGAGGGUGGGUGAUGGGUAUUGAAGAGGGCAUCUUUUGGGAUGAACACUGGGUGGUGUAUGGAAACCAAUUUGGCAAUAAAUUUCAUAUAUUUAAAAAAAAAAAGUGAAUUGGGGCGCCUGGGUGGCUCAGUCGGUUGGGCGUCCGACUUCAGCUCAGGUCACGAUCUCACGGUCCGUGAGUUCGAGCCCCGCGUCGGGCUCUGGGCUGAUGGCUCAGAGCCUGGAGCGGGCUUCCGAUUCUGUGUCUCCCUCUCUCUCUGCCCCUCCCCCGUUCAUGCUCUGUCUCUCUCUAUCCCAAAAACAAAUAAACGUUAAAAAAAAAUUUUUUUUUUUAAAAAGUGAAUGGAUUUCAUAAAAAAAAAGGAAUUGUGCGAUCAUACUACAAUCA